CACCUAAACAGGCAGCUCGUACCACCUCAUUGAACAUGGUCCGUGCAUCCAGAAAGGCGCCAGCAAAUCUUGGGAAACCCAUCACCGACUUCUUCUUCCCCAAGUCUGCUGUUCAGCAGUCUGCCACUGCGUCUAUGGGCUCUAGCCCAAAUAGGACGAGCAGAUUUUCGACAAGGACGGAGGUUAAGUCCAAAUCAGUUCAAUUUUCAACGCCAGUUACACCUGUUGGCGAAAGCAUAUCGAUUUUGACAGGCAGGGUCGGCGCGUCGACGAGAGAAUCUUUGGCGACGCGCGGGAGCCUACAGAACGCAGCGAAAUCAUCGAAGACACUACUCUCGCCCUCUGUAUUGACUCGACAGCACUCCAGGACUCCGGAUAUGCAUGCAGGGCGGUCAGUAAACAACACCAAGAGCCCAACACCCUUAUCACCUAGUCAGCAUGUAACGACCAAACGCAAAGCAAAGUUUGACCUGGAUGACUUGGGCGCCGAUUCAAAGGCGAACGAUGCCGUUGUGUAUAUCCCACGCUCCUCUACUCGACCUCCAAACAUAUCUGCUCACAUAGCUCCUCACGACCUUCCCCAGACCGACAGAAAGCGACUUCGCUUCUCUUCUCCAGACACCAACACCGACGUCGUCCCUGGGAGCCUGUCAGAUGAAGAGGAAAUGACCUCUGAAUUUCUCCCUCAGCGCGACGUGAACAUCGCGAAGCCGGACGUGAAUCAAUGGCGUCAUGGUACUACAUCUCCUGUUCCAGCUGAGGAUGCUGUAGCUGAUAGUGAGGAUGCAUCGUCACCCAUGUUUACUCCUGAAGAGAGCCCCUUUGCUUCUCGCCCCGCUACACCACCCGUUUUUCAGCAGCACACCCCACCACCAACCGAUGUUUCUUCUGCAUCUGCCCUUGUAGAAUCGCCUACCAUGGUCAGAACUGCAAAGCUCAUAGCUGCGAUCAAGGAGCAAGCUUGGCAAAAGGCGUUAUCCAGUCCUGACAUGACCAUUCCAGAGUUCAAGGAGGACCUUGACAGCAGCAGUGACGAAGAUGUUUUGCCCACCCAGCUCUUUGCCAAAGGAAAAGGCAAAGCGGUACAACGGGACUUCAGUCCCUCUGCAAGGCCCAGGCGUAGUCUUCGAAGUAAGGUUUCACCCUCCAGCUCACGUCAUGAUUCGAUUUCUCCUCCUCGCGCCUCGAAACGGGCGCGCAUCGUCCCCUCCAGAGGGCUUGUUAUGCUUGCGACGGAGGCACCCAAAAAGAAGUCCGUCAAUCCGAUUGACACUCUUCUGAGAGAAAAGAAACGCGGUGAAAGCAGCGGUGGGGGCGCUGCUGGACUUCUCCGCGCAGAAAACGCUCUUGCUAGUGGUAAUGUAGAACUCCCUUUGGCUGCGGAGAAUCUGGCAUUAGACACAAUACGACACCAGGCCGACCUUCUGAAUGGGAGUUCAACAGAUCCGAUAGACGUUGGCGAUAUGUCGUUCGACCAGGAAGGGGGACAGAGGUUACUAGGAGAGAAGCGCGGAAAGGCUGUCUUGGAUAUUCUGGAAGGCGACAAACGCAAAAUCGAACACAUCAGGAUGCAUCAGAAGUAUUUAGGUGUACCCCUGUGGGACGACGAACCCAAGGACACCACGAUGGAUUCGGCAAGUCUACAUUCGUUCGACGAAGAAGAUACGCCGGCCCUGAAACUCCUCAAGGAUGCCAUCGGCAAGCAGAAUACUGCGCAGGCUGCGUUACUGUUAGAAUCUGGAAUCUUCCUCAACGUCAAUUCACGGAAAAAUCCUUCUGUCGUUCCGUAUCUAUGCCAUUUAGCACUGUGCUUUCACGAAGGUUCCUUAUCAUUUGCGGCAUUUUCAGCCCUCAUCAACAUAUGGUAUAUGCCUGAUUGUCGAGCCUGUGGAGUGUCGUUUGACUCAAUACUUGCCGCCAUUACACACCUCGGCGCUAAGCCUUCGGUUAUUGAGUCACUUGGUUGGUCACAGCCGUCUGAAGUGGCCAUUCCACCUGCAAGGAACGAAGAAACCUUAUAUCGCUUGGUUGCCAUGGUGACUAUGAGUGCAAGAUCGGGAGGACUGAUUAUGGAAGAGAUCCCAGAUAUAUUUAUGAUCCUCCUAUUGAUUGCACUUGAUCCUUCGAACUCGAGUGAAAUACUGCUAGAUGUUGUCAAAGCAGUCGAUGCUUUGUGUCGUUCAAUCGCUCCAGGAGACAGCAUUUCUAAGUCAAUUGAAAGUCGUAUUUGCAGCAAAGUCGCCAAACAUGCCCUCGAUCUGGCCCCUAUCAAUAAAGCACAUAUGAUAUCCUUCAUCUCUGCGGGUACUGGGCGUGCGCAACGGAUUGCAAGAAACAUUGUUCACUGUGUUCUUACUGGAACGGAAAGUAUAUCUGCGGACAUAUACUCAGACCUACCCCCUCUCACGGAGAUCAUCGACACGAUCUUGACAUCUGAUAUUUUCAACAUUUGCGACGAGACGGAUUACGUUGACUUAGGUUUCUGGACUGAACUAUUAGCGGUCGCCCUUUCAAAUAUCGAAGGUUAUGUUGCACAAGAAAUGAAACACCCUCCGCCUAUCGGUAGCCCUAGCAAAUCUGAUAAAACACACACGGUUCUGCAGCUUGUUCGGCAAGCCAUCGAAGAUGUGCACUCAAGGAUUGAUGAUACACGUGCGGCGCACCUGGACCGUACACGCACCAAGCUGUCUCUCAAAAAACUGUCCAUGCGACUGGCGUAUCAGUAUAAAGCUGCCAUAGAUGUACAGAAUAAGCACAUCCAUCAGUAUUUCAAGAAACCUGAAUAGAUUCGGACUUAUUAUUUAACGAGGAAGCUCGAGUAUUAUUACUGUUGUCACCUUUCACAAUUGUGGGGACCGCUUGACACCCGCUG
Molecule: messenger RNA, 2872 nt
Organism: Guyanagaster necrorhizus
Lineage: Eukaryota; Fungi; Basidiomycota; Agaricomycetes; Agaricales; Physalacriaceae
Exons: 8
Coding region: 36-2786 (916 amino acids)
Source: RefSeq, a predicted model, not a curated record